Messenger RNA from Phodopus roborovskii (desert hamster), 3036 nucleotides. RefSeq names its product toll like receptor 6 (gene Tlr6). The record is from RefSeq and is a predicted model, not a curated record. The transcript is spliced from 2 exons. Gene Ontology annotation, cellular component: Toll-like receptor 2-Toll-like receptor 6 protein complex; membrane. Gene Ontology annotation, molecular function: Toll-like receptor 2 binding; transmembrane signaling receptor activity; lipopeptide binding. Gene Ontology annotation, biological process: immune response; inflammatory response; toll-like receptor signaling pathway. Bases 10 to 2403 code for a protein of 797 amino acids. Lineage: Eukaryota; Metazoa; Chordata; Mammalia; Rodentia; Cricetidae.
CUGUGAAAAAUGGUACUGACCCUUUGGGAUAGCCAUUACAACAUGACCCGAGACAGAGAUCCCAUUGUGGGAAGUUUUCAUGUUAUAUGCAUCCUGGUCUUCAUAAGUGGAAGCCUGAUUCAGUCCUCUGAUGUACUCGAGCCUGCAGUAGACUAUUCAAACAGGAACCUUACCCAUGUCCCCAAAGACCUGACACCAAGAACAAAAGCCUUAAAUCUGUCUCAAAACUCUAUCCAAGAGCUUCAGAUGUCUGAUGUCAGUAUGCUGCCCGAGUUGAGGGCCCUGAGACUAUCCCAUAACAGAAUCCAAAGACUCAAUUUUGGUGUGUUCAAGUUCAACCCGAAGUUAGAAUACCUGGAUGUGUCCAACAAUCACUUGAGAAACAUCUCUUGCUGCCCUGUGGUGAGCUUGAAGCAUUUAGACCUCUCCUUCAAUGACUUUGAUGUGUUGCCCAUGUGUAAGGAGUUUGGCAACUUGACAAGGCUGAGUUUCUUGGGGUUAAGCGCUACAAAGUUCCGACAUCUGGAUCUGCUCCCAAUUGCUCACUUGCACCUAAACUACAUUCUUCUGGGCUUAGUGGGUUAUCAUGUAAAAGAUGGCGAGACAGAAAGUCUUCAGGUUCUUAAUACCAAGGCUCUCCAUUUGAUCUUUCAUCCAAAUAGCUUGUUCUCUGUGCAAGUGAACAUAUCUGUGAAUGCUUUGGGAUGUUUACAACUGAGUAAUAUUAAAUUGAAUGAUGGAAACUGUCAAAGGUUAACUACAUUUUUAUUAGAACUCACCAGAGGUCCAACCUUAUUAAAUUUGACUCUCUACCAUGUGGAAACAACCUGGAAAUGCUUGGUUGAACUUUUACAAUUCCUUUGGCCACGGCCGGUGGAGUACCUUAACAUUUACAACUUAACGAUAACUGAAAGCAUUAAUUAUGAAAAUUUUACUUACUCCGAGACAGUACUGAAGGCAUUGACAAUAGAGCACAUUACAAACCAGGUGUUCAUCUUUUCAAAGGAGGCGUUGUACUCUUUGUUUGCAGAGAUGAACAUUAGGAUGCUGACCAUCACAGACACGCCUUUCAUCCAUAUGCUCUGCCCUCUGUUACCAAGCACAUUUGUGUUUCUGAACUUUACCCAGAAUGUUUUCACAGACAGUGUUUUCCAAGACUGUUCCACUUUAAAGAGACUGAAUACACUUAUCUUACAAAAGAAUGGCUUGAAGAACCUUUUCAAGGUAGCUCUCAUGACUGAGAAUAUGGCCUCUCUGGAAACUUUGGAUGUUAGUUUGAAUUCCUUGGACUCUCAUGCAUAUGAGAAAACAUGCUCUUGGGCUGAGAGUAUAUUGGUGUUAAAUUUGUCUUCAAAUAUGCUUACUGGCUCUGUCUUCAGAUGCUUGCCUCCUAAGGUCAAGGUCCUUGACCUUCACAACAACAGAAUAAUGAGCAUUCCUCAAAAACUCAUUGCACUAGAAGCUCUGCAGGAACUCGAUGUUGCAUCCAAUUCCUUAAUGGAUCUUCCUGGAUGUGGGGCCUUCAGCAGCCUUUCUGUGCUGGUCAUUGAGCAUAAUUCAGUUUCCCAUCCCUCAGCAGAUUUCUUCCAGAGCUGUCAGAAGAUCAGGUCCAUAAGAGCAGGGAACAACCCAUUCAGAUGUACAUGUGAGCUGAGAGAAUUUGUCAAAAACAUAGGCCAAGUAUCAGAAGUGGUAGAGGGCUGGCCCGAUUCUUACACAUGUGACUCCCCGGAAAGUGCUAAGGGGACCCCAUUGCAGGACUUCCACAUGUCUCCAUUGUCCUGUGAAACUGUUCUGCUGAUUGUCACCAUCGGGGCCACUUUGCUGGUGCUGGCCAUCAUCGUAGCUUUCCUCUGCCACUGCUUUGAUCUGCCCUGGUAUCUAAGGAUGAUGUGUCAGUGGGCACAGACCCGGCACAGGGCCAGGAACAUCCCCAUAGAGGAACUCCAGAGGAACUUCCAGUUCCAUGCUUUUGUCUCAUACAGUGAGCAUGAUUCCACCUGGGUGAAGAAUGAAUUAAUACCAAACCUAGAGAAAGAUGACAUACGGGUUUGCCUCCACGAGAGAAAUUUUAUCCCGGGCAAGAGCAUCGUGGAGAAUAUCAUACAUUUCAUCGAGAAGAGUUACAAGUCCAUCUUUGUGUUGUCUCCACACUUCAUCCAGAGUGAGUGGUGCCAUUAUGAACUCUACUUUGCCCAUCACAAUCUCUUCCAUGAAGGGUCUGAUAACUUAAUCCUGAUCUUGCUGGAACCCAUUCCACAGUACUCCAUUCCUAGCAACUACCACAAGCUUAAAACACUCAUGGCACAGCGGACUUAUUUGGAAUGGCCCAUGGAGAAAAGCAAACAUGGACUUUUUUGGGCCAACCUAAGAGCAACCAUUAAUGUCAAGCUGGUUAACUAAGCAGAAACCAUAUGUCACAUACAGCAAUAAGAAUCUAAGCGACAGUGGAGAAGCUACCUUAAAUGCCCUUCCUCUAUAAUGAGAUUGAUGACUACCUUAAAUGCCAUCCUAGAAGUUUCAUCCAGUGACUGAUGGAAGCAGAAGCAGACAUCCACAGAUAAACACUGAGCCAUGCUCCUAGAAUUCAGUUGUAGAGAGGGAGGAGUAAUGAGCAAAGGGGCCAAGACCACCUGGAGAAAACCACAGAAACAGCUGACCUGACCACAUGGACCCUAGUCAUAAAACUGGAAAACCAGCAUUGAACCAAACCAAACCUUCUGAAUGUGGGUGUCAGUUAGGAGGCCUCUGAUAGUGGAACCAGUAUUUAUCUCUAGUGCACAAAUGGACUUUGGGAGCCCAUUCCCCCCAUGGAGGGCUACUCUCUCUGCCUAGGCCCACCCCCAAAUGAUAUGACAGACUCUGAUGAUCCCCCAUGGGAUGCCUUACCCUUCCUGGGGAGUGGAUGGAGGGGUGCAAUGGAGGAUCAGUGGGAGGCAUGGGAGGAUGGGAGGGAACUAGGAUUGAUAUGUAAAAUAAGGUUGUUUCUAAAUUAAAUUUUAAAAGACUAAAAGAAUAAAGAAUAGUCAUUUCAUA